AUGGUGGCCUCUGUGCGUUCGGCGUCGUUUGCUUCUCGUGGCGAUUCUUCGGAUGGCAGCGAGGGAUCGACUCCGUCUAGCGGCUACGUGGAAGUCGGGCUAUCAGAGAACACCAGUUUGUCAUUUGAACGGAACCACUCGUUUCUGAACUGGCUGCUGCUUCUUUUUCUUCUUGGAGGCACUUCCAUAUGCGCUGGGUUCUUCUACUAUGCCGUUCCUUUGCGCCAUGAGUUGACUGCCACUGUGAGGACGCAUCUGACAACCACGCCGUUCAAAGAAGGGCAAAGCUUCUCCCUUAACGCGUACAGCGGGGGCUGGCGAAGCCUCUCGAGUUUCUCAAGAGCUGUAGAGCUGCGUAAUAUCCGCGUCACCGCUGCCAUCCGGCCUGAAACAACUGGAUAUACAAUUGCCGCAGGAGCCAUCACCACUUGGGCAGAUGUAGAGGCCUGGCUCCUUAAAGUCUUAGCCCCCACUCUCUACACUGGUAGUUUGGGGGGCGCCGUGGUCGUGCAGAUGGCCACACUCCAUCUGGUCAAAGGCAGUCUCACAGAUAACGAAAACCCCAAUACAGCGAAGGUCAUUUACAAGCGACUCAACUUCGAGGCGGCUGAGGAGAAGACAGUUGAUUUCGGCCAACUGCUGGGAGGGACGUAUGCUGUGGAUGCCACGAGUACCCUCGAAUCCCUCAGCAAUGAAGGCUGGUGGGGGCCGCUUACGACGGAGGCGACGCUGACAAUACGCGGACGAGACGGCAACGGCAACGAAUGCACUGCAAAGGUCUCCUUCAAGCAAAGCGCGUCGGGUCUGGUGAAGGCAGAUGUGGAGGUUGUCUCGAUCCUCUUCUCGGGCAGUGCUUUCGCCUUUGCUUUUUCUGUUCUCUUUUUUGUAGCAGCUAUCUGCUACUGCGUCGUCGAGUGGUUUGCCUUCAAGCUUACGAAGAGUACUCGACGCGGUUGGGUCUUUGUCUUGCGACUUCUGCAUGCGCUCUCGGGCGCCAGUAUAUUCUUUCGAGUGCUAGACAGGAGUAAUGUUGUAUUCGUCAACGAAUUCGGAGGCAUUAUUGCAGUCACAGUUUUGCUGCUUCUUGGCGCAUCGGCCUGCAACUACAUUCUCCUCGGCCCUCGCGUUCCGCAGUUCCGGACAUUCCUCUCAUCUAUAUUUUACACGGUUUGCUUGAGCUUUGGGGCCCCCUUCAUAAAGUCGAUGCCUCCGGUCGCAUUCAUCGUCGCAGCCAUCGGCUUGCUUGUGGUUUGGGCCGUCUUUGUCCCGAUGGUGGUGGCAAUUAAUAUUCAGUCGCUCAGUGCUGUCGUGAAGAAAGUCAGAGCAGGCGAAAGAGAGAAUUUGGCUGUUAGAGGGCACACAUAUGUUACUAUAAGCCUUGCAGCUGCGUUACUGUACGGGAUGAAUGGGGUGGGAGAGUUUCUUGGUAUUUCUCGUCUUGUCUCGGAGCUGCAGGAGAGAGCUAGACUUGGGGAGGCUGAGGCAGAUGCGAAGAUGCGCGAAGAACGAGCGGAAAAGGAGCGCACUAGCGUGUCGGAGGCAGAGGACACGGCGGCUGUUGAGUACAGGAAGCUAGCAGCCGCUUUCAUUCCGUUCAUUGUCAUUUUCUCUUUGGGUAUUUGCUUCCUCUGCGACACCCCCCGCGUUCACCGCGAAUUCAGCAAAGCCAUCGAACAGAUGAUGCAGCCGUUCGCCACGAGCGACCCCUUCACGACCCGAGAUGCCAACGUGGCGGCCCCGCCUGUAUGGAUGAUAUCUCGCCCGGAGUGCGGCACAAGCUCGAAGAGCUUUCCUGCUAACCAACCCCAAGGUAUCCGGCGUAUGCUGCAAAUCAGCAGUGUGACGUCGCUGUCUGGGGUGUACGACUGGUUAGAGCAAGUGCUAGCUGGCCAGAUCCUCAAUGCGGCAUUCAACUCGCCUUCUACUACGAAUGCAAUUCCACUUGCUAACCCUGGCGCUUUGCUGCUCCUCAAGAGGAUAGACUUGGAGUGUCAGUCGUUCGAGAGCCUCGCUGAGCUGUAUCCAGUUCGCCGCAAAUAUCCAGUAUUUCGGAACUGGACAACCGAAACGUUUGGAGGCGGGAAAUUCCAGCCCAACGCGGAGCGGGUGUACACAGUGCCGGUAUACUUUUCUGGUUCAGAUCCGCCAACAACCUUUGUGAUUUCAGCCUCGAGAUCAGGGAUUCAGACGGCGGGAUACAAGGGGAGGGAGAGCCUGUCUCUCCAGCAGCAGCCAACGCAGUCACUCCAAACUAGACGUCUUUCCGGGACGAAUGAUGACAGCAAUCUACGGAGCGACGUCCACUGGAGUGCAGCGGACUUUCUAGAGAUAUAUGUCGGCAAAACAUCUAUGAGGACUAAGAUGGAAUAUCUCCGCUCCCAGAACUUCCUGGACUCGCAACUGCUGGAGUUGGAAGUCCUGUGGCUGACGUACAACGGAGACUCGAGCAUGUUUGCACUUAAUAAGGUCGUUAUAACAAUGAGUCAAGGCGGGCUUAAGACUUCGUUGGGUGUGACGAUUGUUCCGUCCUGGCAUGUACACCCUUUGGAGACGGGUGUGAGGCCGGAAGUGAUCUUCAUUCCUUUGGCCCUUAUUUGCUUGCUAGUAUACCUCUACCUGUCGUAUAAGGCAGCGCAGAAACGGAAACUAUACCCUCUAUACCUCGUCCUGCUUGACGUGCCGCUGGCCGUCGCGUUCGCCUGCUGCUGUUUCUUCCUGUUAUGUAUGUACAAUGUAGCGUUCGACCCAGGAUGGACCGAAGAAAUCAGCUCAGUAUUAGCGGGUGCAUCAGCAGGAAACACUGGGCAUGUACCCAAAUACGUUCCGGGGCCCGUCCAGCCCUGGCGGUGGCUACCCGGCAGCGCCAGCAUGCCCACGCGGUCUCAGCCACCUCCGUCUGGUGAAUCCCUCCUGCGAUUCCUUCGUCUCCAGGAACACAUUGAGAUGCUUGCUAAUUACCUUUUGUUCUGCAAGAUAUGUGCUGGGCUACUGUAUGUCAUCGCUGUGAUCCGCUUCAUCACUAUGGUCCCCGCUAUACCAGAGAAGAUGCAGGGCCUUCGAAAGCUCCUUUCGCAUCUCAAUGCUGCGAAGGUGCAGACGGCAUGCACUUUGUGCACCCUCUUCAGUACUUUCUUGUUAUUCUCGUUGAUCGGCUAUUGCGUUCUGGGAGGCUCCUACAACGGUUUUUCGACAUACGCAAAUGCAAUUGUCUCGUGCGUAAUGUUGACGCAAUCCAAAUGGAACUUCAAUUCAGUUAUCACAAUUCCGCAGCAAGGCCGCAGCAUCGGCUGGCUCUUCCAAGUAUUCUCUCUGGUUGUAUGUGUAUUCUUCUUUGGUUUCCUGAACUACAUAAUCCUUUCGAUGAUAUACGUUCGAUAUGAAUCAUUGAAAGCUGAGGAGGCAGCUGAGAUGCAAAGCGCACUGGAGGCCAAGUACGGCGUAGUGCAACGGAAGCGCGUGCCUCUGAUGGUUAACGAUACAGUGAUUCUUUACUUCAAGGCCUUCGUAAAGUGUCUAUCGUUGCAAUCAUGGGGAAUAAGCACUGGCGGAGAGAAGCCGGUGAACUCGGAAUUUGUGAAUCUCAAGGAUGAGUUCUUCAUGUCCCUCAAGGAGCUCCCACUUCUGGAGUAUAUCAGCAAGGCGCUUCUCUCCACCCAAAUUGUUCGGCUUCAGCAGUGUCUGACGGACAUUGAAUUCCUGCGGGCCAAACACUAUUUGAUCCUACACGACCUUGGCGUCAUCGCCGAACAGAUGCGGGUGCUCCGCCACGUCACUCGGCGGCAGGGGAAGUACGUGGCGGGUGUUGAAGCUGCCAUCCAGCAUGUGAACGAUCAAAUCGACGAGGUGCAGGCACGAAAGGCGUUUAUUUCGCACUACAUGCAGCAAGACCCAAUGAACGCGAGGCAGAGAAUGGGACAGCAGCAGUUGUUUGACCUAGGAAUGGACGUGGGACGCCAAGCAGCCCGAAGGGCUGUUGUUGAUCCUAAAGCUUAUGUACCGGAGGAGCUCCUGGAUUUGACGUCUUGGGAAGACCCGGAACGGCAGCGGAUCAUAGAGGAGCAGCGGUUGCAGCACCUGAAAGAGGGUUCUGCUCAUCCGAAUGUGCAUGCGGUUCGAAAAAGACAACUCGAGGAGGAACUGUCCGAGGCAAAGAGCCCCGCAGCUACAUCUCCAAAGGCUUUGACCCCCCGAAUGGGGGUAGCCGGUUUACCUACCUCCCCGUCAGCCCCUCCCCAGCAGUCAGUGUACCACCUGCCAGGGGACCUCCCGUGGAAUGCGAUUGUUACUGAUGCAAACGAGGAAACAGAGGGUCUGGCGCCUUUAAAACAGGGUGAAAGCGACACAGACGACGAUGACUGGGAUGUCCUGAGACAGCGGUUUGGAGGAGCCCACCAAGGCACAUUUGAACUGCGGGAGAGAGGCGGAGAUAUCGUCGUGGUCAAGCCAUUCCCUGAACCCCCAGCAGAGAGGCUGCCCAUAGUAAGCAUACCACAGCCUGAGAGGCGUUCCCCACCAAAGGGGGUACUGUUUGCAGAACCGGAAGAAGCGGGAAGAAACGAGCAGCAGGCGCCUUCCCCGUCACCAUCUCCAACUGCAAUGGCUUCAGCUGUUUCAAGUUUCUUUGCGGAGGAUCCAGGCCCUCGCCCCAAAACAAACGCCCCAGAAAUAGCCGAGCAAAGAGCCAGAGAGGAAAAAGCCCACGAAAGGCCUCCACAAGUCGUGCAUCGGAAAAAGCCCAACCGGCGAGCGAGUGCCAGUCUCCCAACCUUCGAGGCAGGUGGCCAGGAGUACAGAAUGCUGCCCCGCAACAGACGGAAAAAGCAAUAG
Messenger RNA from Eimeria mitis, 4827 nucleotides. RefSeq lists its product as uncharacterized. The transcript has 17 exons. The record is from RefSeq and is a predicted model, not a curated record. Bases 1 to 4827 code for a protein of 1608 amino acids. Lineage: Eukaryota; Apicomplexa; Conoidasida; Eucoccidiorida; Eimeriidae.